Messenger RNA from Odontomachus brunneus, 664 nucleotides. RefSeq names its product protein PFC0760c-like. NCBI's taxonomy places the organism in Eukaryota, Metazoa, Arthropoda, Insecta, Hymenoptera, Formicidae. The record is from RefSeq and is a predicted model, not a curated record. Bases 2 to 664 code for a protein of 220 amino acids. The transcript has 4 exons.
AAUGAAUUAUUACAUUCCUAUCCAAAAGGACCAUGCAGAGACUGCUAAUGCAAGCGCUUCUUCCUCCAAUCCAUCUUUACGGUCUCACCAUAUAACUCGUAUCUUGGGAAGGAGAUAUGACCUAACAUCCACAUUCUAUAAAUAUCUAGAAAUUGGAAUCAGUGUAGGACCUGUGUCUUGCGUGGAAAUUAUUCUUGGUGACAAUCGCGGCAAUCACAUGAUAUUACCACAUCAAAUCUGGAAGGAGAUUAUGCACAAACGCACAGACUUCGAUCGACUCCUGCAACAGGCUGAAACUUCGCCGUUUUGGAUUCGCGACUUGUCAAUCAAAAGUGAUAAAAUACAGAAUGCUAAAGUUCAGAAACUCACCCUAUUCGGAAUUUGGUUUGAAGAGGAUGAAAAUGACAUCGCCGGCAUCGAUGAAGAGGAGGAGGAGAAUGAAGAUAAUGAUAGUGAUGAUGAUGAUGAUGGUGAAGAGGAAAACAAUAUCGAAAUCAUUGACAUCUCCGACAACGAUAAGGAGGAGGAGGAUAAAAUAGAGGAGGAGGAGGAGGAGGAUGAUGAUAAAACAAUCAUUAUCGAUGAUGGCAACAAUAAUAUUGAAAUCAUCAACAUCUCCGACAACGAUGAGGCGCAGGAGGGUGACAUCAUUGUCAUUAAUUAA